Galeopterus variegatus (Sunda flying lemur) is the source of this 620-nucleotide messenger RNA. Its product is annotated as guanine nucleotide-binding protein subunit alpha-14-like. The record is from RefSeq and is a predicted model, not a curated record. NCBI's taxonomy places the organism in Eukaryota, Metazoa, Chordata, Mammalia, Dermoptera, Cynocephalidae. Gene Ontology annotation, cellular component: heterotrimeric G-protein complex. The transcript is spliced from 3 exons. Bases 105 to 620 code for a protein of 171 amino acids. Gene Ontology annotation, biological process: action potential; phospholipase C-activating dopamine receptor signaling pathway; adenylate cyclase-modulating G protein-coupled receptor signaling pathway. Gene Ontology annotation, molecular function: G-protein beta/gamma-subunit complex binding; GTPase activity; guanyl nucleotide binding.
UGGCUUCCCUUGGGCAGGAGGGACGUUUCUCCCUUCUCUAAAAGCAGCCUCAGCCCCUCGUUGUCUCACGUCCCAGUUACCUGACGGACAUUGACCGGAUCGCCAUGCCGUCCUUCGUGCCAACACAGCAGGACGUGCUUCGUGUCCGCGUGCCCACCACUGGCAUCAUCGAGUACCCGUUUGACUUGGAAAACAUCAUCUUUCGGAUGGUGGAUGUUGGUGGCCAGCGAUCUGAAAGACGGAAGUGGAUUCACUGCUUUGAGAGUGUCACCUCCAUUAUUUUCUUGGUUGCUCUGAGCGAAUAUGACCAGGUCCUGGCAGAGUGUGACAAUGAGAACCGCAUGGAAGAGAGCAAAGCCUUAUUUAAAACCAUCAUCACCUACCCCUGGUUUCUGAACUCAUCUGUGAUUUUGUUCCUAAACAAGAAGGAUCUCUUGGAAGAGAAAAUCAUGUACUCUCAUCUAAUAAGCUAUUUCCCAGAGUACACAGGUAAGGACGUGCUCACCUUGGGACCAUGUUUUUCUCUGUUGAUCUUGUCGACCUCCCACCCCGGGGGGGCAUCAGCCCAGAGGCUGGCAGGACCUGUGGGAACAGCCUCUCUCUCCAUUCCCCUCUCCUGA